This is a messenger RNA of Leptinotarsa decemlineata (Colorado potato beetle), 3326 nucleotides long. It is a transcript of the gene Mhcl, whose product is annotated as Myosin heavy chain-like. Gene Ontology annotation, biological process: actomyosin structure organization. The record is from RefSeq and is a predicted model, not a curated record. Gene Ontology annotation, cellular component: myosin II complex; cytoplasm; myosin filament. Gene Ontology annotation, molecular function: ATP binding; cytoskeletal motor activity; actin filament binding. Lineage: Eukaryota; Metazoa; Arthropoda; Insecta; Coleoptera; Chrysomelidae.
UUAGUUCAUAAGUUAACGUCGUAAGGACAACACGACCGCAGAUUGUUUUUUAGAAGUUCGUUCGUUUCGCGUUACUUAAUAGUUGAGUGCAAGGUGUGACGGUGCAUCGCCUACCUAGACCUAGACGUUAAUCCACCAAGUUGAAGAUGCUGCACGUCGCGUCAACUUUCGAAAAUUCCCUCCGGCGCGACGUUUCGUCCCCGUUACCAAAGAAGCACACCUCGUGCAAGGGCACUGCGCACGGAAGCGGAAAUUACGGCCCUGCGAACGAUAAGGAAUGCGAUUUGGAUCACACUCAUAGCCCUUUGCAGAGGAACAAUUCCAAAAGAUGGUCAAAGAGAUCGAAGAAGGUCGAAAACGAAUCUCUGACUGCGAGCCAAACAGAAAAAAGCCCUUUCCAGAGAAACUCUUCGGGGAGAUGGUCUGCCAAGAAGCAGGAAAAGAAAACUGCCAGCGUAAGCUCGGAGAACUUCAGCGAGUCGGAUUCUCUGGACUCCCUGGGAGACAAAACGAAAGUUUCGGAGGUCGCAGACGAUGCGAGAAAGGGCGGUGAUGUAUCCAGUAGGCUCUUCAACAACGUUACCAAAUCUUCCUUCGCCAAAACGGCCAAAAUGAGGCACCUGGAUAUAUUUGACGUCGACGACAACAGCUGGAUGGGAGGACUUAGGAAAACCGUUGAUGAAGUUUCGAAGCAAAAACCCCCUAUCGAACAUGAGAGUGGAUUCGUUCGGUCUCGGAACGGUUCCUUGAGGAAAAAAUCGAUUGACCUGAGUCAGGAGAGCAAACCUUCAGGGAAAGAGGCGAAGGACAGUAAUUUUUCCAGGUCUAGAAACGGCUCGUUUAGGAAAGUCGACGACAAGCAGCCGCAGGGUUCUUUUCAAAGAAAUCCCGGUAGAAAUAGCUUCAGCAGGAGGAGCUUGAAUAAUAAGAAGCUCGCGAAAAUAAAGUGUAUCAGCUACGAAGACAUCCUGUUCAUGAGCAAUUAUAAGAAAACUCCGGGGUUUUUCAAAGUGGUGGAUAAGAAUAAUUGUUUCAAGGAUUUCGAUGAAAUGGCGAAGGAGAAACUCGACGAGGCAAAGACGGACGAGCUCUUGGCAAACGAAAAGUUAUGGCUAGACGCGGAAAAAUUAUGGCUGAUGCACAGAGGCGGAUUUGCUGCCGCAAGGAAAGAAUCAGGAUCGAGCCAGGAGCCCGGAAAGCUGAUGAUCAAGUUGGAAUCCACUGGAGAGCUGCUUUGUGUAGAUGAAGAUGACAUCGAAAAGGCUAACCCUCCUCAAUUCGACCGAGCAGAAGACUUGGCCUCCCUUCGACACCUCAACGAAUCGAGCAUACUCCAUACCUUGCGACAACGUUAUGCCACGAAUUUGAUUCACACUUAUGCGGGUUGCGGAACUCUUCUUGUGAUAAACCCAAUGGCGCCGUUAGCUAUUUAUUCGGAAAAGGUAGUGUCGCUAUUCAAAGGCUGCAAAUCCGAAGACAUGCCUCCGCACAUCUACUCGAUGGCUCAGUCGUCGUACCACGCGAUGCUCUCCACCAGACGGGACCAGAGUCUCGUCUUCCUCGGCAGAUCCGGAUCCGGAAAAACUUCCAAUUUCCGGCAUUGCGUCCAGUACCUCGUCACAGCAGUGGGUACGGUGAAUAAGAUCCUCACGUUGGAGAAACUAUCCUCGGUAUGGACCGUGUUGGAGAGUUUCGGAAAUUGCAAGACGGUGAUGAACUCUAAUGCGACAAGAUUCACGCAGAUCUUCAGCCUCGACUUCGAUCAGAGCGGAGCUAUAGCUUCAGCGAGCCUGCAAGUUCUAAUGUUGGAAAAAACGAGAAUCGCGAAAAAAAUCGAAAACGAAACGACGUUCCACAUAGUGCAUCGGCUCUUGUCGGGAGUCGAAGGUGCUUUGAGAAAAGAGCUGUUCCUGGACAAUUUAUCGGGUAACGAGAGCAACCCUUUCAUGAAUCUACUCCAGAAACACGAAGACAAACAGAGGGCUCAGCUGGAAUUCGUGAAGGUGUGCAAUUCGUUGGACAUUCUUGGAGUUACGGCGAACGAACAGAAGCUGAUAUUUUCGGUAUUGGCAGCCAUUUUUCAUUUGGGAUGUGCUGGUGCUGUAAAAGCCGGCAACAACAAUCGUUACCAAUUCGCCAAUCCUCAAAGUGCGCAGAGAGCUGCCAAUCUACUGGGAACCUCCGUGGAAGAACUGUCGAGAGUCAUGUUCGGUCUAGCAUCGGGCGGCUUGGGUACACCCAAUACACCUAGAGCACCAUUCAGAACACCUUCCCCGACUGACAAAGGCCUCGAUAGGGAAGCUGUUGGUCUCGAAGCCGUUGAAGGAAUCAUCAUAGGACUUUAUGCCGAAGUUUUUAAUUGCAUUGCUUCGUUGAUCAACAGAUCAAUAUCGACACCAACAUACACAGUUACCUCGAUUCUUCUAGUCGACACACCAGGCUUUCAAAAUCCGGCGACUUGCGGACGUCAGGUGGGAGCUUCGUUUGAAGAUCUGUGCCACAAUUACUUCCAGGAGCGUCUCCAACUUCUGUUCCAUCAUACAAAUCUGGUGGCGCCAAGAGAUAGAUACUUGCAAGAGAACAUUGAUUUCACCUAUGACGAGAAUGAAAACGAAAAUUUGAUAAACCCAACGCCGCUUGUCAACUUAUUGGAUAAAACUGCUCAAAAUACUGUGAUUAGGACUUCUCAGACUGAUCUGCAUGAAGGAGAUAGACGCGGUCUCCUUUGGCUCCUAGAUGAGGAAGCUAUUUACCCUGGUUCAUCUGAUGAUUCCUUCCUCGAAAGACUCUUCACCCAUUACGGGGAACGGGACCAUCAGCUACUCUUGAGGAAAGCUCCAGGAAACAACCAGUUCAUAAUUCAGCAUCUCCAAGGAACGAAUCCUGUCUUGUACAGUGCCAAAGGCUGGUUAAAGUGUAGCAGGGAAAAUCCCGUAGCUCGAGCUGCUGUCAACAUUCUUCAGGAAAGUUGCAAGGAGGAUCUUAGUAAAUUAUUCGUUACUGUGAGAGGGCUGGGUGCCUCAAGUUUUGGUGGCUCUCUGGUUGGCCUGGAUGGUUGCCAGUCAUUGAGAAGAGCUUCGAGUAUCAGAAGAACUUUCACUGGUGGUGCUGCGGGUAUAAAGAGGAAGAGUGUUUGCCUUCAGACAAAGUUCACAAUCGAUGGCCUUGUCGAGACUCUAAGAAGAACAAAACUGAGAUUCAUACAGUGUAUUUUACCUCAACACAAUGCCGGGCUUUGUGAAACAAAUUCAUCGCUAAUGGGUGUAAAAACAAUAGCUGGGCAGCCUGAAGACCCUCUGAUCAACGUUCCGCUUCUCAGAUCACAG